AUGUUAUUCCUGCUGACAGCACUUCAAAUCCUGGCCAUAGCCAUGGUACACGGCCAAGAUGAUGAGAACAAGAUAAUUGGUGGGUAUCCGUGCAUCCAGAACUCCCAGCCAUGGCAGGCAGCCCUCCUGGCGGGCCCCUGGCGCCGCUUCCUCUGCGGGGCAGCCCUGCUGUCGGACCAGUGGGCCAUCACUGCUGCUCACUGCGCCAGGCCGAUGCUUCGAGUAGCGCUGGGCAAACACAACCUCAAGAGGUGGGAAGCCACGCAGCAGGUGUUGCGGGUGGUCCGCCAGGUGCCACAUCCCUGUUACAACGCGCGCACCCACGACAACGACCUGAUGCUGCUGCGCCUGGAGCAGCCCGUGCGCCUGGGGAGGGCCGUGAGGCCCAUUGCGGUGGCCCAGGCCUGUGCCAGGCCCGGGACCUCGUGCCACGUGUCCGGCUGGGGCACCACCUCCAGUCCCAUUGCCAGGUACCCCAAUACCCUGCAGUGUGUGAACAUCAACAUCUCCUCUGACCAGGAAUGUCGCCAGGCCUACGAUGGUGCCAUUACAGAGGGCAUGGUCUGUGCCGGGGUCCCUCAGGGCGGCAAGGACUCGUGCCAGGGUGACUCUGGGGGACCCUUGGUGUGCAGAGGUCAGCUCCAGGGCCUCGUGUCCUGGGGGAUGGAGCGCUGUGCCUUACCUGGUUACCCCGGGGUCUACACCAACCUGUGCCGAUACUACAACUGGAUCCAGGAAACCAUUCGGGGCAACUGA
This is a messenger RNA of Elephantulus edwardii (Cape elephant shrew), 756 nucleotides long. It is a transcript of the gene KLK14, whose product is annotated as kallikrein-related peptidase 14. The coding region runs from base 1 to 756 and encodes 251 amino acids. The transcript is spliced from 5 exons. Gene Ontology annotation, molecular function: serine-type endopeptidase activity. Lineage: Eukaryota; Metazoa; Chordata; Mammalia; Macroscelidea; Macroscelididae. Gene Ontology annotation, biological process: seminal clot liquefaction; epidermis morphogenesis; proteolysis. The record is from RefSeq and is a predicted model, not a curated record.